This is a messenger RNA of Knipowitschia caucasica, 351 nucleotides long. NCBI's taxonomy places the organism in Eukaryota, Metazoa, Chordata, Actinopteri, Gobiiformes, Gobiidae. The record is from the annotation of a GenBank genome assembly.
AUGUGCAGUGCGGAGCGCGAGGGGGCGGGGCUACGGCAGAGGCAGGGGACCAGCACGCGGCGUCCUCAGCCAUCUGGUUCUGACGGGAGGGACUGGGGCUCACGGAGAUCCACAAGAGGAGAGAGAGAAAGGAGGAUUCUUUCAGUCAAGCUGCAGAGCGACCUCGACCAGGAGUACCAGGACAAGUUCCGCCGGUUGCCCGUGGAGAUCCAGGAGUUUGUUCAGGACAGCGGUAAAACCAAAAUCCCAGCCUCUUCCUCCACUUCGGACAAACUCAACCACAAAGCGUCGCAAUCGGAGGACGACACCGAAGAGGGCUCCACGGAGAAAGUCUACGACACGCCGCUUUAA